AUGGAUUCGCAACAGCAAAGUAACCGCCAAGCAGCAGGUCUGCCUGUUCCCAAUAAAUUGGCGCUUCUAGAUACCUCCCGACCGCAUACUUUUUUAAAGCCGGUUAAAACGAUCAACGAAGGCCAGGAUGUGCCUCGUUUUCUCACAUCACGGGCAUAUAGCGAUAUUGGCAUCUUCCUGAUGCAGCUCAAUACAGCUAUGUGUCCAAGAAAGUCCCCCGGCUCAGCUGAAGUGCAAACAUGGCAGAUUGAUGAUACGCAAGUGCUCUCUGAGCCCGUUUGCAAGCUGCAAGAAUUAUUAGGAAAGAUAAAUUCUAUUAUCGAAGAAGCUCCGCCGGAUACAGGCCCUCGAAGAUUCGGGAAUGCCAGCUUUAAGAAAUGGUAUGAGAUUCUUGAGUCACGGGUGCGGGAUCUACUUGAGACCCAUCUUCCUAAGUGUGUCCUGGAGUUCGAUGCCAGCUCGUCAGGUGUGCCCGUGCUGGAUGAACUUACCCCAUAUCUCCUUGGGGGCUUUGGCAGUCCCCAGAGGCUAGAUUAUGGUACAGGACACGAACUCAGCUUCCUAGCAUUUCUUGGUUGCAUUUGGAAACUGGGUGGGUUUUCAACUGAAGCCUCUCACGACGGAGCUCUAGAAAGAAGUCUAGUUCUAGGCGUCAUCGAACCUUAUUUGAGAGUUGUACGUCGCCUAAUCCUCACCUAUACCCUUGAACCUGCUGGGUCACACGGAGUCUGGGGGCUCGAUGACCAUUCUUUCUUGCCAUAUAUUUUUGGCUCAGCUCAGUACUGCCCUGCAAUUACUCCAACCGACUCCAUGCCGGUUGAAGGGUCUCUACCAGGGGCUCCCAAUCCGGGAGACAUUGCAAAAAAGAAUGUCGUUGACCGAGAGAGGAAGCACAACAUGUACUUUGCAGCAGUCGGUUUCAUCAACGAUGUUAAGACAGGUCCGUUCUGGGAACACAGCCCUAUCCUGUUUGAUAUAUCUGGAGUACGGGCAGGUUGGGGCAAGAUUAACAAGGGUAUGAUCAAAAUGUAUAAUGCGGAAGUCCUGUCAAAGUUUCCAGUGGUCCAGCAUUUCCCGUUCGGGUCGCUAUUCAGUUGGGAUCAAGACCCAAAUGCACCCCAGCAGGCUUCUUCAAUCCAUACCUCCAGCCAGCCAGCAAGCCAUCAAUCUUCCAUGGGCGCACCUACUACGAACCAAUCUUCCCAAUCCACACGCGCGCCUUGGGCUACUCAGACAGCGGGCGGUGAGAGCGUUCCUUUGGCGAGUCCUAGGGGUUCGACUCAGUCUGGCUCGUCUCACCAAGGGCUUCCCCCCACGAGUGCCCCUUGGGCAACCAGCCGUGGAGCGCAACCAGCAGUUCGCGGUACAACGAAUACAAUGAUGCCUCCCCCUCCCGUGAACGCGCCAACUAGGGCACCUUGGGCAGAUAAGCGGAGCGGUGGAGGGGAUUGA
This is a messenger RNA of Venustampulla echinocandica, 1452 nucleotides long. Its product is annotated as Serine phosphatase 2A activator. The record is from RefSeq and is a predicted model, not a curated record. Bases 1 to 1452 code for a protein of 483 amino acids. The transcript is spliced from 3 exons. Gene Ontology annotation, cellular component: protein phosphatase type 2A complex; nucleus; cytoplasm. Gene Ontology annotation, biological process: mitotic spindle organization. NCBI's taxonomy places the organism in Eukaryota, Fungi, Ascomycota, Leotiomycetes, Helotiales, Pleuroascaceae. Gene Ontology annotation, molecular function: peptidyl-prolyl cis-trans isomerase activity; protein tyrosine phosphatase activator activity.